AUGAACCAAGGCGAAUCUAGCUACCGCUCCGUCGUUUAUUUCGUUAACUGGGCCAUCUACGGACGCAAACAUUUCCCGCAGGAUCUAGAUGUAUCGAAAUUUUCGCACAUUCUAUACGCUUUUGCGAAUGUUCGACCUGAUUCCGGCGAGGUCUAUCUCAGCGAUCUCUGGGCAGAUCAGGACAUUCAUUUCAGUGGGGAUUCCUGGAAUGAGACUGGUGUAAAUCUCUAUGGAUGCUUGAAGCAGUUGAAUCUUCUAAAGCAGAAGAACCGGGGCUUAAAAAUCCUGCUGAGUAUUGGUGGAUGGACUUACUCUGCCAACUUUGCUCAGCCCGCAUCGACUGAAGAGGGAAGGAGGAAGUUCGCGGAUUCAGCGGUGGCGCUUCUCUUAAAUUACGGCUUUGAUGGAUUAGACGUUGACUGGGAAUAUCCCAAAUGCCCGAAUGAAGCUGAAAAUUUUUGUUUGCUCCUCGAAGCUUGCCGUGAAGCCAUGGACGCUUACUCCAGUACUCUACCAGACCCAAAACAUUUCGAUCUAACUGUUGCCUGCCCUGCAGGUCCUCAAAAUUACCACAUCAUGAAAAUCUCGGAAAUGAACCCUUACCUUGACUUUUGGAAUCUUAUGGCCUAUGAUUACGCUGGCUCAUGGUCUAGCGAGGUAGCUCAUCAGUCUAACUUGUAUCCUUCUCAAGAUUGUCCGGCUGCGACACCAUUCAAUACAGCUCAGGCUUUACAGUACUACGUCAGCCAGGGUGUUUGCCCUUCUAGGAUUGUUCUCGGCAUGCCACUCUACGGCCGGGCAUUUGAGAAUACCGACGGCCUUGGAAAGUCAUAUCUCGGUCUUGGAGAAGGAUCCUGGGAAAAUGGAAUAUAUGACUACAAAGUAUUACCCCUUCCUGGAUCAAAAGAGCUAUAUGACGAGUUCGCACAAGCUACCUACAGUUAUAAUCCGGCCACAAGGAAGCUUAUAUCAUAUGAUACUAUUUUCAUGGGUAUUGAAAAAGCCAAGUGGAUUAAGAGAGAGGGUCUAGGCGGUGCUAUGUGGUGGGAAAGCUCCGCAGAUGGAAUCGGAGAGCAAAGUUUAAUACGAGCAGUGGUCAAUAAUUUGCAACAUAUUGACCGUAGUACCAACUGUCUCGAAUACCCAGCAUCUAAAUUUGAAAAUUUAAGGAACAAGUUCCUCACACCAUAG
Molecule: messenger RNA, 1191 nt
Organism: Blumeria graminis f. sp. triticale
Lineage: Eukaryota; Fungi; Ascomycota; Leotiomycetes; Helotiales; Erysiphaceae
Source: the annotation of a GenBank genome assembly